UAGUCUCAACUGUUUCAAUCCAAAAAAGUUAAACAGCCGACUAGUCGGGUCCUGCAGAGGAGGGCUCAAAAGAAAUUCCGUAAAAUUUUAAUGUGACUUGGAGAUUUUAAAGUGAGACAUAAUGGUGCCAAUCAAAUCAUAUUGUGCUCUUGAUGGUUUUUAUGAAAUGUAUGAUACAAUUGGAAGUGGAGGCUUCGCCAAGGUUAAACUUGGUGUCCAUUGUCUUACUGGUGAAAAAGUUGCCAUAAAAAUAAUGGACAAGAAGCAGUUAGGGGAUGAUCUUCCCAGAAUUCGAUUGGAAAUCGAAGCCAUGAAAUCACUCAGUCAUCAAAAUGUUUGUAAACUAUUUCAAGUUAUAGAAACUGAUGCCAAGAUUUUUAUGGUCCUUGAGUAUUGUCCAGAUGGAGAAUUGUUUGACUAUAUUGUUGAAAGAGACAGACUAACAGAAGAUGAAGCUAGACACUUUUUCAGACAGAUUGUUGCUGCUGUUGCUUACAUACAUCAUAAAGGGUUUGCUCACCGUGAUCUGAAACCAGAAAACUUGCUAUUAGAUGAUGACCAACAAUUGAAGCUUAUAGAUUUUGGACUUUGUGCCAAACCCAAAGGUGGAAUGAAUUCUCAUCUAGAAACAUGUUGUGGUUCACCAGCAUAUGCAGCUCCAGAGCUCAUUUCUGGCAAAUGCUAUUUGGGAUCCGAAGCAGACAUUUGGAGCAUGGGAGUUCUUUUAUAUGCUCUGUUGUGCGGUUACCUUCCGUUUGAUGAUGAUAAUAUUGCCAUACUUUACAGAAAAAUUCAGAGCGGAGUUUACGAAAGACCGGAAUGGUUAAGCGAAUCCAGUAUGGAAUUGCUAGAUCAACUCCUACAGGUGGACCCCAAGCGUAGGAUCACCGUUGCCCAGCUACUACACCAUCCAUGGGUUCUCAAAGAUUGCAACCCGAGUUAUAACGUGCAAUGGGAGAGCAUCUAUCAAACCAAGGAACUUGAUGACGAGUGUGUGACUGAAAUGGCUGUGUCCGUCGGUAAAUCAAGAAAGGCGAUGCAUUCAAUUUUGUCUGACUGGUCGUAUGACUACAAUACAGCAACGUAUCUGCUUCUCUGGAAGCGCAAACAGCUAUCGAAAUCGGUUAGGCUUAUGAGAGACCAGCAGAGUAUUCCUGGAACACCUGUGUCUGGACUGAAGCGUAAUUUGAUUGACGAAAUGAAUUCGGCUGAUGACAAUCGGCGUAAUUCGCUCAAAAACUCACCCCGAGGAUUACAUACAUCACUUGAAGGAGGACUAGAUGAUGUGGAUCUCCUGGCUAUUGGGCAAGGAAGUCCUAUAGGUGACAUUAUUCAACGCGUUCUCGAAACACAGCCUCCAUUUUCCCACCAGCUCAAUAAUAACAUGACACCUUUGGCGAAAAAGCGCCCAUUGGAAGAAAAAGAAAUGGAAUAUGUUUUCGCUAAGCCAGUUUCUGUUGCACCAACACCAUCUCGUAAAACCAAACGACAAUCCCCAGACCAUUCCAAACUCUCUCCGUCUCGUUCAAUGGAUAGCGCCUUGGAUGACAUCUCGAAAACUCCGGCCACUCCGAGAAGUAGCCGAGUAAACGACGAAAACCGAUGGUUGGAUACUCCGGAGCGCGGUGGUGCUGCCGGUUCGAAGUCGACACGAAAAAUGUUUGGUAGCAUCGAACGUGGACUAGAUCGAGUUCGUUUGAUGCUUACACCUCGUCGUAGACAACUUCAUCGUACUGGUGGAGAAACCGAAUUUUCUUCAAGUGGACCAAAUGUUGUCGAUAACAAGGCUCUCUACAACGUGUCUACUACGUCCAGUCGGGAUCCGGAUUUCGUUUUGUCAGAAUUGCGCCGUGCACUCCAAAGCAAAGGAAUUCCUGUCAAACAAAAAGGGUACACGUUACGAGGCAGGAUCACAGAGGGAGUUAGAGCAAAAUUGUCUUUCGAACUGGAAGUGUGCCUCAUCCCGCGAGUGGAUGUGGUUGGCAUCCGGCGCAAACGACUAAAAGGCGACGCCUGGUGCUAUAAGCGCGUUUGUGAGGAAGUCCUGCGGAUGGCGUCCAUCCAAACAGCUGCUUGAAAGCCCUUACGACACAAUGCAACUGGAUCAAAUUACGCCAAGAUUUUUUUAGAAUUUCCUUAUUCAUUUGCAUUUGAAAAUUGUCGACGUAUUAUGUUUUUCUUUUUAUCUUUCUUAUAACGAAUUUUUACUUCUUACUCUUUCCGUUCUUUCUUGACCGUAAAAAAAAUAACGCCCUUCUCCAUUCCUAGCCCGCUUGUAAUACCAUUUACAUUAUAAUUCACAAAUUUUAGUGCAUAACAAAGUCCCUUACAGGAAGGUGAAGGGUUGAAUUAAUGUCUGUUGGAUUCAGAUUGGGUUUUCGAUGUGUGCCCUGUUAACUUGGUACUGUCUGUGUAUAUUAGAAAUGUCUUUAAUUGAUUUUUUCUUUUCUCUUCAGUCUGUUUCCACCUUAUGACUCGUUAAUACAAAGAAGAACCUUGCGGAACACAAGCCAAAAGGAUGACAUGCUCAAAUUUUGACAAUGA
Molecule: messenger RNA, 2544 nt
Organism: Daphnia pulicaria
Lineage: Eukaryota; Metazoa; Arthropoda; Branchiopoda; Diplostraca; Daphniidae
Product: maternal embryonic leucine zipper kinase-like
Exons: 14
Coding region: 122-2077 (651 amino acids)
Biological process (GO): protein phosphorylation; intracellular signal transduction; microtubule cytoskeleton organization
Cellular component (GO): cytoplasm
Molecular function (GO): tau-protein kinase activity; ATP binding; protein serine/threonine kinase activity
Source: RefSeq, a predicted model, not a curated record